AUGUUUUCAUUAAGUCAAUAUCAUUUUAUUGAUCGUCUUCUAACAUUCGAUGAUUUAUCAAAAAAAUCCCAAUGUAAAAAUAUAAAGUUCAAACGCGCUUUUGAAUUUCUUCAAUUACUUUUUCUUCAACGUGUUUAUGGUAUUGAUAUUAUAACUCGCUCAUCAAUCCGACAAUUAUCCAAGCAACAACAACAAAGUGAAUUUGAAGUUUUUUUAGGUGGAUCAUGCAAUCCAACAACAUGGAGAUGUGAACAAGCUAUUCCUUAUUUUCAAACACAUUCAGUUUCUUAUUAUAAUCCUCAAGUUGCAAAUUGGACACCUGAUUUAGUUGAAAUUGAACAUAAUGCAAAAGAAUCUGCUUCACUUUUAUUUUUUGUUAUUGAUCAUGAUACACGAUCAUUAGCAGCCAUAGCUGAGGUAUGUUACUUAGUAGCACGAAAAAGAACUAUCAUUGUCAUUAUGAAUCCAAUGCCAAACGACAAAUAUCAAACAAAAUUUAUUCAGCAGAAGAAAAAUUUUAAUGAAAAAGAUAAUCAAGCUGAUUAUGAAAAUGUUUGUGAAGCAAGAGAAACGUUACGGUUAUUACUUCAAAUAAAAAAUAUACCAGUUUUCGAUAAUCUCAAAGUAGGAUUAGAAUGUGCACAAUUUUUAAUUACAAGUAGAAAACAAGCUAUCAACAAUUGUAAGCAUUUUGAUGAAGAAAAACAUUGCAAAAACAAUGAAAAACUUGCUCGUUCACAUUCAAAUCAAACCAGUUUUGAAUCGCCUGAUAAUUUUUACCAUGAUAUACAUCAAUCAGAUAUGAUUGAGUCAUCUUUAGUUCCGUUUUAUCGACGGCAUAGUGCCACAUCAAUAUCAAAGACAAUUUUAUGUUCGCCAUCCCUGAGUCCAUUUGCUCGUUCAAUUCAUUUAACAACUGGUAUUCAUGAUUAUCAAUCAUCACUUUAUAGAAAAUCACAAAUAUCAUGUUCAACAAAUGAAAGUGAUGAUGACGGUUAUGGUUCACUAGUAUCCAGUAAUUAUACUUUAUCUCGGUCACCAUCAUCAUGUGUAACUUCGGAUUUCUAUGAAGGUUUCACUGAAUAUCCAAGUGAAAAUAAUUCUUCAAAAUUUUCGCUAUCUACUUCUUUGCUGAAUAUUAUAAUAUCAAUAUUUUCUGCAUAUAUUUCAUUUUUGAAUUUUCCAACAACGUCAAAUUUAUUAAUAACACAAUCGAUUUCGAUUCUCUGUAGAAUUUCUUUUCGUUCUAUAGCGAAUAUUCUUUUUUCUUCCAUUGAAAACCUAAUAACGUCAAACAAAGAGUCCAUUCAUUUGAAUUCUUCGAUUGAUAUAUUCGAUCUUUAUAUAGCUUCCGGUGGCCAUGAUGAAUAUUGGUUAGAUACGUGUCUAUUACCAAUUCUUGCAAAACUGAAUGUGAAAUAUGUAAAAAGGCACAGCUCUCAUGACAAUGAUCAACUUGAUCUUGUCUAUGAUAUCUAUGUACGUUCGCGCUCACGUUUAUUAUAUUAUUUAAUAAAUGAUAUGGAACGUCUUUCAAAUCUUGUUAGUGAACUUGCAUAUCUUAUUGGCGAACGUAAACAUCAUAUUAUUGUCUAUUUACAAUCAACCAUUGAUCGAAAUUCAGAUAAAAUCUUAACAAAAACUGAACGACAAGAUAUUGAACGUUCAAGAAAAUAUCUUGAAGAUUUAGCAAUUAAGGAACAUAUUUUAUUAUGUCAAUCACGUGAACAAAGUUGCCACCAUGUUUUAGCUUUUUUCCUUCAUAAUUAA
Rotaria socialis is the source of this 1770-nucleotide messenger RNA. NCBI's taxonomy places the organism in Eukaryota, Metazoa, Rotifera, Eurotatoria, Philodinida, Philodinidae. The record is from the annotation of a GenBank genome assembly.